CCAACUAACGGAGGCAUUUUACACCAAUGAGAGCAUCAAUUUCAACAAUCGGUCCCCCAUAUGGCAGUGUAGCCCCUCCUCCAGACCCUAUCCCGGCAGAGGAAGUCAUUCAUGCUCCAGGACAGUAGAACGUUAUUGUCAGCCCUUUGGCCUAUAGAUUCAAAGCGCAAAAGGUCUCUGUCUACUCUGUUUGAGAAAGAUUCUGCCACCUGAUUUUAGGACUGUCGUGUGGAAGUGUGUGCAUGCAUAUCUGUGGUGUGCAUAUCUACGGUGUGCAUGAGCUUGUCGAGGAGUGCUUGCGUGUCCACCAAACAGGUGAUCCUUGUUUAUGUUCGAACCGACGUUGGACGUUACCUAUCCCCUGUUCUUGGACAAUGAUUGCAGUCCAACAGAAGAUACAUCAUCUAUUGCCUGUUUUCCUUCAUGAGCACGUUUGAAGACAAGCAGUAUUGUUUACUUUGGGCAGCUAAGCCUCAGUCAUCUUCCAAGUGUUCGAUAGCACAGUAUCCUGGAACUGACCUUCCAGUUCUAGUUUCCCAAAGUCAUAUUGCUCUCUCGUUUACUCUGAAUUUCUCCAAAUAAAUAAAAGAACAGCCAUUGGUUUGUGUUUUAAAUGUACGGGAUCCAGGAGCAUCUCAUAAGAGACGUCAGCGGAUUAAAAGAAAGAACUCUGGGAGAGGAGAUGGAUCCGGUCCGGUCCUGGGUGCGUAAUGUCGGUGUUGUCGAUGCUAACGUAGCGGCGCAAAGUGGUGUAGCUCUCUCCAGGGCCCACUUUGAGAAGCAGCCACCCUCUAACCUGCGCAAGUCCAACUUCUUCCACUUCGUCCUGGCACUCUAUGACAGACACGGACAGCCUGUAGAGGUGGAGAGGACUUCCUUCGUGGACUUUGUGGAACAGGACAAGGUGUGUGUGUUUGUUUGUCUCAGUUUGUUGACUGUGUGAGUAUAUUUGUGCAUAUUUCUCCAUGGAUUUCUCUUUAUUACGCAUGUCCUCUGUGUUCGCUAUUAUUGAAAUCAAAUCACAAGUCUCAAGUUACUUUCCAUAAGUUUACAAGAGAGAGUGAAGAAAAGGUGGCAGCUCUUACUACAGAAAUAGAAUGAAGAUUUAUCUGGCUAUUACAGCAAAUGCAGCAAAACUUUAAGCUGACCACAUUUACACAUUUACACAACCCAUAGCAGGACAUUUCUAUGCAACCUGUAGUGUACAGGCGUUUAACUUGACCUUCCACGUCCCCUAUAAAGCUGAGCUUAUUGAACAGCUGACAGCUCCAUGUUACAAGCCUCCCUCCCAAUGAGAUGAGCUGAUGGUGAGCGAUUGAAAAAUGAUACCUAAUGACUAAUUAACAGCCUUACUCAUUAGUGGGACAUCACUACUUGUAAAAAUGCAAAUUACGCUGGCCUCUGUUAAGUUUUACCGUGACCAAAUCAUCAAAGUCUCUUUUCCUCCCACCCCCACAUUCUAAAUACUCCGGAGGGGGGAGAAGUACAUUCCUCAGGUCAGACAUUGGGUCAAAAGAAGGAGAGGGAGAGGUGCAGAGUGGCAGUCAGAUUGAGAGGGAG
Molecule: messenger RNA, 1560 nt
Organism: Salvelinus sp. IW2-2015
Lineage: Eukaryota; Metazoa; Chordata; Actinopteri; Salmoniformes; Salmonidae
Source: RefSeq, a predicted model, not a curated record